AGCUGUCAUGUCUGCAAUAGUGUCAAAACAAAAAUGAAAACUUUUUCAUAAGAUAAAGACAGAGGAAAAACAUUGACUUAGUAAAUUUAGAAUGAAUUGGUGCAAUAAUAAUGCUAAAAACAUUGUUCGAUAAGGUUGUUUCGAAUGUUUAGUUUAGUUAUUGGCAACAGUGAAUUUUUGAACGAAAAUAAUGACUGCCUACGAGGCGUUGAGUAGUGCACCACUCAGUCUUUGUAAUUGGUUCAAGCACUUAAAAAUCUACAAAAUUAUCGGGAUCAUUCUGCUGUUAUUGAUCCUAGUUCCUUUAAUUACUCAUUAUUAUUUAUUGUCGGUGGAAUCAGAUGGAGCGAUUCGUGAUAAUUAUCGCUCAAGGUCCCAACUUGAUGCAUACGAAGACUUUAGCAGCUUACGGGCUUCCGAUUUAAAGUUACGAAUCGAUGAAAUGCUACGAAUUAAGAGCACAGUUUCGGUUGAACUGAGAGAAUUGGAAUCGAGGCGUCAAAAGCUGCAAUCUGACAUCGGAAUUUACAAUCAAAAAAUUGACGAACUCAAACAAGAUUUGAUGAGGCAGCAGACUGAGUUGGAACGCUUAAAAAUAUCAGUCGAACAGGCUCAGGUUGCACAACGCGAAGCGGUACAACGAAAUACACCGGAAUUGGCGUUGCCAAUCGCCCUAUUCCCAUCGAAAAUACCACCGAUAUAUAAACGGCCAGUUGCAAUAACGUCACAGGGCUGUCGAAUGCAUUCUUGCUUCGAUCAUUCACGUUGCAGUCUGUCAUCCGGAUUCCCUGUCUAUCUGUACGAUCCCGAUGAGCACUCUGUCGUCGGAAAUGGAUACGAAAUUGACGGAUUUCUGAAGACCACAAUAAAACAGACGCUUGGCUACAAUGCUCAUCUUACACAAGAUCCGAAAAACGCUUGCGUUUAUUUGGUUCUUGUUGGUGAAGCGUUGCUCGAAAAUGAAAUCAAAAACAACCGCUACACCAUACCAAAUGACAUCGAUUCGGGUUACCAGUCCUCCAUCAAUUUGACGAGUUUAAGGAAACUGCCGUAUUGGGGCGGCGAUGGUCGUAAUCACGUUUUAAUCAAUUUAGCGAGAAGGGAUUUGUCCAGUGGUUCGGGCAACGCUUUUCGUGAACAAGACACAGCCAGAGCAAUUAUUAUCCAAUCAAGUUACAGUGAACUACAAUUUCGUCCUGGCUUUGAUGUUGUUGUGCCGCCAAUUUUAGGUCCUCCUGGAGGCGAUGUUUGGCAGGAAUGUGCGUCUAUUGUCCCAGCACGUCGAAAACUUUUACUCAGUUUUCAGGGUGAAAUGAGACCUGUGCGUCCGACCAAUGCUACGAAUAAAAUACUGGACGACGAAGAGCAAUUGGAUGAGUUCAUCGUAGAUCAUCUGAAAGAAAUGACGAAAGGAACGACACAAGACAAUUUCCUAUUACAAUUCGAAUGCGUACCAGCCACAGAACAUAAGACCAUCGUACCAAUUCGAGAUUGGUCCCUAUGUGGGACCGAUUCGUCGCGAAAACAAGUCCUUAGGGAAUCAACUUUCGCUUUGUUACUCGCUCCAGGUGGUAAAGAGGCCAGUUCCACACUCCUGCAAGCUCGAUUGUACGAAGCAUUGAGAUCGGGUGCAAUUCCAGUGAUUUUAGGCGGAGAUCAAGUACUUCUUCCGUAUGCUGAGACUAUCGAUUGGCGUCGGAUAGCCAUUCUAUUACCAAAGGGAAGAAUAACCGAACUGCAUUUCCUACUACGAGCUGUUCCAGACUCUGAUUUACUGUCAAUGCGUCGUCAGGGCAGAAUGAUCUGGGAGCGAUAUCUCAGUUCAGUACAAGCAACGGUAGACACUAUUAUAGCCAGUCUUCGGGACCGAUUAGCCAUACCUCCACGUCCAAUUCAAUCAGUUGUUGCGCAGAACGUUUUCAACAGCACGUUUUCUCCAUUGAAAUCGGAUCCUCCGAUUCAAGAUGUCGAGCCGGAAGAGUCGUUAGGACCCAUUGAACCACCAUAUCCGAGUCCUGCAUUUCGUCGAAACUACACAGCACUGUUAAUCCAGUCUCGCGAAGCAUGGAACGAUUUUGGCGAUCCAUUUUCACUGUAUCCGUUCGAUCCAUUUAGUCCAGUGUUACCAUCGGAUGCGAAAUUUUUAGGUUCGCACAUGGGCUUCCGUCCGAUCGGUAAAGGUUCCGGUGGAGCUGGUAAAGAGUUUAGUGAAGCGCUUGGCGGAAAUUAUCCCCGGGAGCAAUUUACAAUAGUCAUGUUGACCUAUGAACGGGAGCAAGUUCUCAUGGAUUCGUUGGGUCGAUUGUACGGUCUGCCAUAUUUGCACAAAGUCGUUGUGGUGUGGAACUCGCCGAAACCACCGCUGGAAGAUUUAAGAUGGCCUGAUAUUGGCGUUGAAGUGUCAGUGGUUCGAGCGUCACGCAACUCCCUGAACAAUCGUUUCAUUCCGUUCGAUGUUAUCGAGACUGAAGCCAUUCUGUCGGUUGACGAUGAUGCUCAUCUACGGCACGACGAGAUUCUUUUCGGAUUUCGCGUGUGGCGUGAGCAUCGUGAUCGUGUGGUCGGCUUUCCGGGCCGCUUUCAUGCUUGGGAUUUGAAUGAUAACAAUGCUUGGAACUACAAUUCGAAUUAUAGUUGUGAAUUGAGCAUGGUACUAACUGGUGCCGCCUUUUUCCAUAAAUACUAUACGUACUUGUACACGUACAGUUUACCGCAAGCUAUUCGCGACAAGGUCGACGAGUACAUGAAUUGCGAAGACAUUGCCAUGAACUUUUUAGUGUCGCAUAUUACGCGAAAGCCACCGGUUAAAGUGACAUCACGAUGGACAUUCCGUUGUCCUGGAUGUCCUGUGUCGUUAAGCGAAGACGACACGCAUUUCCAGGAACGGCAUAAGUGCAUCAAUUUCUUUGCUCAAGUGUUCGGCUACAUGCCACUGUUAAAUACGCAGUAUCGUGCGGAUUCGAUACUGUUCAAGACGAGAAUACCACACGACAAGCAGAAGUGUUUCAAGUACAUAUAAAUCUGUUGAAAUGGUUGGAUUAUUCCACGGAAAACUGACGACGCGAUUUAAAAUCACUGUCGGAUGAUGUGGAAUGAGAAUUUGUUUCUGUCAUUUGACUACAUCAAUUGUGGUUGUCUGUUGUGCAUUUUUGCGGUUUUAUAUUAAUUUAAUGGAACAUCGAUCACCGUUGAAUCACAAGUUUAGAUUGUAAGUUUAUAGUCGCUCCCCCCAUUAUAGUUACGAUAGAAAUUACGAUUUAUGAAACGAUGUACAACCAUUUGCCAUAUAUUACAUGAAUUAA
Messenger RNA from Bradysia coprophila, 3302 nucleotides. RefSeq names its product exostosin like glycosyltransferase 3 (gene botv). Lineage: Eukaryota; Metazoa; Arthropoda; Insecta; Diptera; Sciaridae. Gene Ontology annotation, cellular component: membrane. Gene Ontology annotation, molecular function: glycosyltransferase activity. The record is from RefSeq and is a predicted model, not a curated record.